AUGCCUUUCGCAAUCGGGACAGAUGGGCCAUUCGUGCCCGCCUUAAUCGUGGUUGACAUGCAGGAGGAUUUCUGUCCACCCGGUUCUCUUGCAGUACAAGAAGGCCGAGAUAUUGCGCCGCUGAUUAAUUGCCUCCUCUCUGAAUCAGGAUUUGUGACGCGAAUCGCAACUCAAGAUUACCAUCCAUCAGACCAUAUCUCCUUUGCCAGCAACCAUCCCCCACCAAACAACCGACCCUUCGAAUCGUGUAUCGAAAUGAAGAACCCGGCGCCUGGAAAGGAAAUGGAGACAAGACCCCAGCAGCUCUGGCCCGUUCAUUGCGUGGCCGACAGCCCCGGCGCGGAGCUUAUCCCCGAGAUCCGCGCCGAUCUCAUCGAUGUCGUUGUUCAUAAAGGAAAGCACUCGCAGGUCGAGAUGUACUCCGCCUUUGCCGAUGCAUUUGGCAACAGUGAUCCUGCUAUGGCGGAGAAGUCGGUCAACAUGGACAUCGCUGAGCUCCUCCGUGACCACAAGGUGACAGAUGUCUUUGUCGUGGGGUUGGCGGGGGACUAUUGUGUCAAAUGUACAGCGAUUGAUGCUGCAAAGGCCGGCUUCCGGAGCUGGAUUGUCGAGGAGGCAACUAAAUGCGUUGUGCCGACUGAUUGGGAGAAGGUCAAGCAGGAGGUUCAGGCUGCCGGGGUUUCGGUGAUCCAUGCAGACGACCCAAUGAUCCAGAAGUUGGCGGUGAGGUAG
Molecule: messenger RNA, 732 nt
Organism: Penicillium atrosanguineum
Lineage: Eukaryota; Fungi; Ascomycota; Eurotiomycetes; Eurotiales; Aspergillaceae
Product: nicotinamidase
Exons: 2
Coding region: 1-732 (243 amino acids)
Source: RefSeq, a predicted model, not a curated record